This is a messenger RNA of Brassica napus (rape), 1597 nucleotides long. RefSeq names its product 1-acyl-sn-glycerol-3-phosphate acyltransferase 2-like. Gene Ontology annotation, molecular function: 1-acylglycerol-3-phosphate O-acyltransferase activity. Gene Ontology annotation, cellular component: endomembrane system. NCBI's taxonomy places the organism in Eukaryota, Viridiplantae, Streptophyta, Magnoliopsida, Brassicales, Brassicaceae. The record is from RefSeq and is marked provisional.
AUCGCAAAAAGUUAAUUUUGCGAUUUGUUUCUGGUUGGGGUUAUUUAAUUUUUCCUCUUUUAAAAUCUAUCUGCAACCCAAAAAAACUUGUCCUUUUGAAUCUGGGAAACAGAGUUUUGGUGUGUUAUCAUCACAUUAGCUGCUUUGGUUUGGUGUGUUUAUUCAAUGGCGAUGGCAGCAGCUGUGAUUGUGCCUCUGGGCAUUCUCUUCUUCAUUUCUGGUCUCGUUGUCAAUCUCCUUCAGGCGAUUUGUUAUGUUCUUAUUCGACCUCUGUCUAAGAACACGUACAGAAAAAUCAACCGGGUGGUUGCUGAAACCUUGUGGCUUGAGCUUGUCUGGAUUGUUGACUGGUGGGCUGGUGUAAAGAUCCAAGUAUUUGCGGAUAAUGAGACCUUCAAUAGAAUGGGCAAAGAACAUGCUCUUGUCGUUUGUAAUCACCGAAGUGAUAUUGAUUGGCUUGUGGGAUGGAUUCUGGCUCAGAGGUCAGGUUGCCUGGGAAGCGCAUUGGCUGUUAUGAAGAAGUCUUCCAAAUUUCUUCCAGUCAUAGGCUGGUCAAUGUGGUUCUCGGAGUAUCUGUUUCUGGAAAGAAAUUGGGCAAAGGAUGAAAGCACUCUAAAGUCAGGUCUUCAACGCUUGAACGACUUCCCUAGACCUUUCUGGUUAGCACUUUUUGUGGAGGGGACUCGAUUUACAGAGGCUAAACUUAAAGCAGCACAAGAGUACGCAGCCUCCUCUGAGCUGCCUGUCCCUCGAAAUGUGUUGAUUCCUCGCACCAAAGGUUUUGUGUCAGCUGUUAGUAAUAUGCGUUCAUUUGUCCCAGCCAUUUAUGAUAUGACCGUGGCUAUUCCAAAAACAUCUCCACCCCCAACGAUGCUAAGACUAUUCAAAGGACAACCUUCUGUGGUGCAUGUUCACAUCAAGUGUCACUCGAUGAAAGACUUACCUGAAUCAGAUGACGCAAUUGCACAGUGGUGCAGAGAUCAGUUUGUUGCUAAGGAUGCACUAUUAGACAAACACAUAGCUGCAGACACUUUCCCUGGUCAGCAAGAACAGAACAUUGGCCGUCCCAUAAAGUCUCUUGCAGUGGUUCUAUCAUGGUCAUGUCUACUGAUUCUCGGAGCAAUGAAGUUCUUACACUGGUCAAACCUCUUUUCUUCAUGGAAAGGCAUUGCGUUUUCGGCGCUUGGUCUAGGAAUCAUCACUCUCUGUAUGCAGAUCCUGAUCCGCUCCUCUCAGUCUGAGCGUUCUACCCCAGCCAAAGUCGUUCCAGCCAAGCCAAAAGACAAUCAUAACGACUCAGGAUCAUCCUCCCAAACAGAAGUGGAGAAGCAGAAGUAAAAGAAAGGAUCGAAAAGAUCAAAACACAGUCAAGAAGCGUAUCAGUUUUGUUAUAAGAAACAAAAGCAAAAACAAAAACAAAAACAAAACUCUCCCAAGUGAAAUCCCUUAAUUAUUAUCAGCUCCAUCUUGUUUAGCUACUACUAUUGCUAUUUACUCGGCCUACUCUCUUGUGAUUUUUCUUCUUCUUAAGUGCAUAGGCAGUGUAUAACUUUAUAUUAUUAGAAUUGGAAGUUGGGAUUGUUCUUAAAGACUUUCA